AGAACUCCUCUUCCGGGCGGUUCCUAAAAAGCCUCCUUGCGCUCUUCUGGAGGCGCACUGACGCGCGCUUCUCCUCGUGGUGGACUUUGGGACUUUGUUCUUCUACUUUCUGAGAUGUCUGAGCCGCUGCGGCUCCUCUUCCUCCUCCUCCUGGGUUGCUCCGAGCUCCUCCCGGCGGCGGCAGCCUGGGACCUGGUUCUCCUGCACACGAACGACGUGCACGCCCGGGUGGAGGAGACCAGCAAACGGUCGGGGACGUGCAGCGGCGGCUCCGCCUGCUUCGCCGGCGUCGCCCGCAGAGCCACAGCCGUUAAAAGGCUCCGCGCCACCGAGAACAACGUGCUGCUGCUGGACGCCGGGGACCAGUUCCAGGGAACCGCCUGGUUCCACUUCUAUAAGGGCGCAGAGGCUGCGCACUUCAUGAACAAGCUGGGCUACGAUGCCAUGGCUUUUGGGAAUCACGAGUUUGACAACGGCGUGGAAGGACUCAUGAAACCGUUCCUCCAGGAAAUAAAGUGUACCAUCCUCAGCGCCAACAUCAAAACAGACAAAAGUCUGGAGUCGACUUUUGGCACAACUUAUUUACCGUACAAGAUAUUUACCAUUGGCAGAGAGAAGGUGGGCGUAGUGGGAUACACAUCACAGGAAACCUCAACUCUGUCCAAACCCGGACCGCAUCUUCAGUUCCAGGAUGAGGUGGCGUCACUGCAGCCGCAUGUGGAUAAGCUGCUGACGCUUGGAGUCAACAAGAUCAUUGCUUUGGGUCAUUCUGGGUUCGCUGUUGACAAGAAGAUUGCCAAAGAAACUCACGGCGUUGACGUUGUGAUUGGCGGACACACCAACACGUUCCUGUAUACAGGUCCAUCUCCUUCGUCCGAGGUCCCGGUGGGUCCUUAUCCGUUUAUGGUCACGUCAGACGACGGGCGGCAGGUUCCUGUGGUGCAGGCCUACGCCUUCGGGAAGUAUCUGGGUAAUCUCAAGGUGACGUUUGAUGAUGCUGGAAACGUGGUGAACGCCACAGGAAAUCCCAUCCUGCUGGACAGCAGCGUCCCACAGGACCCAGAUGUUCUUGCUGAUGUGGAGGAAUGGAAGAAGAAUCUGGCCAACUACUCAUCUCAGGUGGUGGGAAAGACGCUGGUUUUCCUGAACGGGACUUUUGAAGAGUGCCGCUUUCGGGAAUGCAACCUGGCAAACCUAAUCUGUGACGCCAUGGUUGACAAUAACAUCAGAUAUUUAGACAGACAUCAGUGGAACCAUGUCGGUGCCUGUAUCUUUAAUGGAGGUGGCAUCCGCGCGCCAAUUGAUGAACAUAGCAGGAAUGGUUCCAUCACCAUGGAGGACUUGAUUGCUGUGCUGCCAUUUGGAGAAACCUUUGACCUGUUGCACAUUAAAGGAUCCACAUUGAAGAAGGCUUUCGAACACAGUGUGCGGCGAUACGGCCAAGGCACCGGAGAAUUCCUACAAGUAUCUGGAUUACAUGUUGAGUUUGAUUUGUCCAAACCUCCAGGGCAGCGUUUGACGAGUCUCAGCAUCCUGUGCACGUACUGUCGCGUUCCUCGCUUCGAACCCGUGGAGGAUGACGUCGUCUAUAAGGUGGUUGUUCCAUCGUAUUUGGUGAAAGGUGGAGACGGAUUCUUCAUGUUAAAGGAUGAGCACGUGAAACACGACAGCGGGGAUUUGGAUAUUUCAGUUGUGUCCAGUUACAUCAAGGACAGAAAAUGGGUUUAUCCUUCAGUUGAAGGACGGAUCAUACUCCACAACGUUCCAAGAUCUUCUAGCUUGGGACUGCUGGGAAAAACCAGCUCACUGCUCCUGCUGGUUUCACUGGUGUUGCUCUGGACUGUUUGACCAGGACACAGACUGUGGACUGAACCGGGACUAAACAUGUUUUCUGAUGAAGUUCGACAGUCAGGCUCCAGGAAAAAACAAAACUUGAGUUCUGACACCUGGUUCUGGUGUUUUUUGGGCCAACUGCUGCAGGCGAAUUAACCAUUGGUCAGGAAAUAAUGAAUGCACAUUCUGUUUGUGUCAGAAUUCCAGUGUGCAAAAAUUUGAAAACAGAAUUUUUCCCUGAAUCCCGUCCGAUCCUGAUGGAUGCUUCUGAAACAACGCCUCCUCUGUGGGCCAACGUUCGCUGUCCUUAAAGAAUCUGAGAAACUAAAGAUUAGUCACUUCUGGCAGCGGUGCCUCGGGAGAGUGUUGGCAGCCACAUGGGAGUCCCGUGGAAACUUAGUGCUGCGCUUCCUGUCUGCAGGCAUUGGUGAAGACAGAAAUACUCUGCAGAGUUUUAACAAAUCAACACGGGUCAGUGUUCCCAAAAAAGCUGUGAAUAUAUUUUCAUCACACCAAGUGAUACGCAGGGGCCUGGAAUGUAAAUUCUUCAAGAUUUUUUACCGCGAUAGUGGACAAAGGUCACCGAGAGACAGAGUUCUGUAUUAAUUUGAUCUUAAUCUUUACUUGGGAGCAAAAACAGGGAAAAGUGAGGGUGGUUGGGAUAUAACUGAGCUAUAGCAGAAGAGCCAGAAGGUUUGUUUUUUUUUUUCUCUUUUUUUUUUUAUCUCCAGAAAAGGUUGGAAACUUGCAGUUCUGAAUCACAGCUGGUUUUGGUCGAACAUAGCAAGAGUCCCAAGUUGUUUUUUUUUUUUUGUUUUUUUUUUUCAUUUUUUCAUCUGUACAAAAAAAAAUUGAAUCCACAUGAAUCUUUGGCAUGAAAAGAUAUUUGAUUUUGGACCCAUUAUUUUAAACAGUACCACAAGCUGUAUAGUUUUAACUGUAACUUGACCAAAAAUCCUCCAAAAAGAAUUCAUCUACUCUCCCGUGUUGUCUGAAAAUUCCUCAGACAUUGGAAGCAGUGUUUCCUCUCAAACAGCAGUGGGAAAAUACCAUUAAUCCUGGACUGGAAUUAAAAACAGGAGUUUAUAACAUUUCAUCCUCAUCAACUCUUGUUUACACUAAAGCCACUGUGGCAUUCCCUUUGGAAGUCCAGAUGCUUUCCAGAUGGAUUCAUGGAUUCCGAUCUGAUUUUCACACAGUAGGAAAAGUUCCUGACCAUGUCUUUCCAGUCAGGAAAACCCAGUAGGAAUAAUGUAAUUAUUAGGUUUUUCUCAUAUAGUCUUGCGUUAAAGUUUCACUCUAUUUCAAAUUGCAAAGUGCAAAUGGCACAUACUUAAUACGGCAACACCAUAAAUAAAUCUUUAUUAAUAGUUCAUAAAUAUCCACAGGAAUGUUGAGGCGGAGGUUUGGGAAAACUGAAUAUUGCACUUCUGGGAUGUAACCGGCAAACAUUCAACUCGUCUGGUUCACUCGUCUGCACGGUCUGCUGUGGGCGGGGCAGCAACUAGUAAACACAAAACAUCAGAACUCACUCAGUUGAUCGUGAUCGCCGGACUUUGUACUCUGGGGGGGAAAAAGUCAAAACAGGCCUGUCAUUAAAUCAGUUUUUCUAUUAAUGUUCAUAAAUCUUGUUACACAGAUUAAAAUAAAACUGUUGAAAAGGAACGUGGCAUCAGUCAGCCAUUAGCUACAUUAGCGGCAGGAUUACGGCGGCUCUCAAUCACUUUGAGACUGAUUAAAGGAAAAAGUGAAUUUUUACAAUAUUUAGUAUUUACAAAAUUUUUCAGUUUUUCUGUUUUUUUAACAUAAAUGUUUUAUCAUGCAAGUCAAUAUUUAAUUUGGGGUUUUUAUGUAUCGUGUAUUUUUAUUACUGGCAUUUAUUCUUUUAUUAUUCAAGUUUAUUUCAGUCAGUGCUUUGAGUCUUCAGAAAGUUCUACAUAGUCAUAAUUACUAUUAUUAAUAACAACCGUGUGAAUUUUUGGUAUAGAAGUCGCACCGGAGUACAAGUUGCAGGGCCUCCCAAACGAAUAUUAAAAAAAAAACAAAAAAAAAAAACUGACCUACUCUAGAAAAUACAGUAAAUGUAAAAAAAAAACACAAACCUCUGCUGUUAACGUGCCCCAAAAAAGUUAAUUUUAGGCUAAUUAAAAUAUCUGCACAAUAAGAUACGCAUCUGUUGGCAAAAGUUUUUUUAUGAUUUCACCCCCCCCCCCCCCUUUUUUUUGGUUUACAUUUCUUGUAAAUUGUUUGCUAGUAUGUAUGUAUGUAUCUAAGUUGCUUUUUAUUCCUUUUCUGUUUUCUGUACAGUGUUUUUAUUUUAUAAAUUGUACUAUGGCACAGUCGGAGAAGACCAGGAAAUAUUUCCAGCUGUACAAACUGUCUGUGAUUGGAUGAUAACAUAAAUACUCGCCAACAGUUUGGCCACGCCCACUUGUAUCAUCUGUGCACAACGUGGCUCCGCUUCCUUUUUAUGAACGAGGGUGAGUUUUAUAUUUUAGUUUGUUGAUGACGUUUGUCAGUGGUCCAGGUUGGAGAUGCAGAGAACUUUACAGCUGUAUUUGGUUCUGUGAGGAGCUUUGAAGGUUCUGGAAUCCAGAGUUAGGUUAUGUGGACUUUGUCUUGUUUGCUGUCUCAGUUUCUCAGCUCUUCUCCUGUAUGUGGCUGCGAUCACUGACUUUAUUGUCACAAAUGAUUUAUAACAAGCUUUGAGUUUGGCUUUAAAGCAGAGAGGAAACAGAUGGAAUCAAAGGCGCCGGUUAGAAUAAAAAAAAAAAAUUCAGAGAAAACUUUCUGAGGACGACUUCAGAGAGAAACAGUUUUAAUUUCCUGCUGGUUGUUUAUUCAGUAUUUCUACAUGUUCUCCAACUAGAACUUUGCUGUGAAACUGUCAAAUGAGAAACGUGGAAACUGAAAAACUCAGAACUGUGAUCGAGUAGCGAACAUGCUAACUGUGGCUGAUGUUUGUAAACGUCCCAACGUGGGAUUAAUAAAGUUGAGUUUCUUAUCUU
This is a messenger RNA of Thalassophryne amazonica, 4841 nucleotides long. It is a transcript of the gene nt5e, whose product is annotated as 5'-nucleotidase, ecto (CD73). Gene Ontology annotation, molecular function: nucleotide binding; metal ion binding; 5'-nucleotidase activity. The record is from RefSeq and is a predicted model, not a curated record. NCBI's taxonomy places the organism in Eukaryota, Metazoa, Chordata, Actinopteri, Batrachoidiformes, Batrachoididae. Gene Ontology annotation, biological process: AMP catabolic process. The coding region runs from base 115 to 1848 and encodes 577 amino acids. Gene Ontology annotation, cellular component: plasma membrane. The transcript has 9 exons.